Messenger RNA from Conger conger (European conger), 5385 nucleotides. RefSeq names its product phospholipase D1-like. Gene Ontology annotation, biological process: phosphatidic acid biosynthetic process; cell motility; regulation of microvillus assembly. The coding region runs from base 923 to 3730 and encodes 935 amino acids. Lineage: Eukaryota; Metazoa; Chordata; Actinopteri; Anguilliformes; Congridae. Gene Ontology annotation, molecular function: phosphatidylinositol binding; D-type glycerophospholipase activity. The transcript has 26 exons. The record is from RefSeq and is a predicted model, not a curated record.
CCAACAGCACCCUCCAGCUGGUGGCCACGGACAUGACCGACAUCAUGGAAAACCUGGACACCCGAGAACUGGACUUUGGCGAUGGGGACGAGGUGGACUACGACGGGAACGAUCCCAAUCAAGGGUCGCAGGGGGGCUGGAGCCUAUCCCAGCAUACAUUGGGCGAAAGGCAGGAAUACACCCUGGACAGGUCGCCAGUCCAUCGGAGGGCACAUACACCAUUCACUCACACCUAUGGGCAAUUUAGACUCUCCAAUCAGCCUAACCUGCAUGUCUUUGGACUGUGGGAGGAAACCGGAGUACCCGGAGGAAACCCACCCAGACACGGGGAGAACAUGCAGACUCCACACAGAGAGGCCCCGGCCGAAGGGGAUUUGAACCCAGGACCUCUUUGCUGUGAGGCGGCAGUGCUACCCACUGCACCAUCCGUGCCACCAUCAACACAACAUGGACAUAGAAAACAAAUCAUUAAAUGUUUUGCCUUUUUUUUUGUUGAUGUUUCCACAUUGGAAACUGCGUCUAUAAUAUAGGACUAUCACUGAGAAACAUCGCAACAACAUAUAUUUUAUUUGUCAUCAUGCCGUCCUGCCCUUUUUUCCCUCCCAAAAUUGCUGUUCUUCCGACUACUGUCUACUGUGAUCCACGUGAACGCAGCCUGAGUUUGUGUGUUGGCCUACCCAUGUAUUGUCUGCAAAGAUUGAGAUUGAGAACUACUGCCCCAUGCUGAGCAAAUGUAGGUGUAGACCAGCGGAUUCCCUUCUCUGCAAUUUACCGCACCACAGGCUUCAAGGAAGUCAGUGCCAGGGUGUACCUCAGCUCCUUCCCCAUCACUGCCAAAAUCUUGGAGGUUGAGCGCUUCACCUCCGCCCAGGACCGCUUCAACGUCACCACUCAAAGGAGUGUGUCAAAGGCGCUUCCCGCUAUGUUUAAGAUAGAGAUGAAGCACGGGAACUUCACCUGGAUUGUGAAGAGGAAGGAGAAGCACUUCAUGGAGCUGCACAGAGAGCUACUUCGAUACAAGACCUUUCUGAGAAUCCCCCUGCCCUCCAGAAGCCACUCGGUGCGCAGGCAGACGAUCAGGAGAAACGAGGCACGGCAGAUGCCCAACCUGCCCAGGGGUGGAGGAGACGAUCUGGUCAGAGAGGAGCAGGUGUCCAGCCGAAAGAAACAACUGGAAGACUACUUGAAUAAGCUUUUAAGAAUGUCCAUAUACAGAAACUAUCAUGCCACAAUGGAGUUCAUCGAUGUCAGUCAGUUGUCCUUCAUUCAUGAUUUGGGACCAAAAGGCUUGGAAGGCAUGGUGCUGAAGCGAUCAGGAGGCCAUCGCAUCCCAGGGUUGAACUGCUGCGGUCAAAGUAAAAUGUGCUACCGCUGGUCGAAGCGUUGGCUGGUGGUCAAAGACUCCUUCCUCACCUACAUGAAGCCAGAUAGUGGGGCCAUUUCCUUUGUCCUUUUGGUGGACAAGGAGUUCAGCAUCAAGAUGGAUUCGAAGGACACUGAGACUAAGCACGGGGUCCGAGUAGAUAGCCUCUCCAGGGCUCUCGUGCUAAAGUGCUCCAAUUUUCGACACGCGCGCUGGUGGGGGCAGGCCAUCGAGGACUUUGUGCAGAAACACGGGAAGGACUUCCUCAGGGACCACCGCUUUGGCUCUUUCGCACGAGAGGAGGAUAACAUCCCAGCCAAAUGGUAUGUUAAUGGGAAAACCUACAUGGAGGAUGUAGCCGAUGCUCUGGAGGAGGCCAAAGAGGAGAUCUUCAUCACAGACUGGUGGCUGAGCCCUGAGAUCUUCUUGAAGAGGCCUGUCGUCGAGGGAAACCAUUGGCGGCUAGACUGCGUUUUAAAGCGCAAGGCUCAACAAGGCGUGCGGAUCUUUGUGAUGCUGUACAAGGAGGUGGAGCUUGCCCUGGGGAUCAACAGUGGAUACAGCAAGAGGACACUGUUGGACCUUCACCCCAACAUCAAGGUCAUGAGGCACCCUGACCACGUCUCCUCCACAGUCUACCUGUGGGCUCACCAUGAGAAAAUAAUUGUCAUUGACCAAUCGGUGGCGUUUGUGGGUGGGAUUGACCUGGCAUAUGGACGUUGGGAUGACCGGGAACAUCGGCUGACAGAUGCGGGGAGUGUGACACGCACAACGGCUGGGGAACAGUCCGGUGCAGAAGCUGACCAGUCUGGCAUGAGUGUGCCCCCAAGCGACUCUCCCGCUGCUACCCAGAGCAACGGGCAGAACGCCAAGGCGACGGACAUGGGGGACCAGCCCAAAUUGAAAGGAACAGCGCGGACACGCAAGCCCCGCUUCAGCAUCAAAAAGCACCUCCAUAAACACGGCCUGCACCAUGCAGAAAGCGUCAGCAGCCUGGAAUCUGAGGAGAAGACGGGGUCCUUAAGAAGCCUGCAGACUGGUGUUGGGGAGCUGAUCGGGAACACCCGCUUCUGGCAUGGGAAGGACUACUGCAACUUCGUCCACAAGGACUGGAUCCAGCUGGACAAGCCUUUCGAUGACUUCAUCGACAGGUACACAACUCCCAGAAUGCCCUGGCAUGACAUUGCCUCAGUGGUUCAUGGGAGGGCAGCAAGAGAUGUGGCAAGACACUUCAUACAGCGCUGGAACUUCACCAAGAUCAUGAAGCCAAAGUACCGCUCUCUCUCAUACCCCUAUCUCCUGCCUAAGUCCCACACUACUGCAAAUGAGCUGAGAUACCAGGUCCCAGGCGCUGUCCAGACAAAAGUGCAGAUCUUGAGAUCUUCUGCAGACUGGUCAGCUGGUAUCAAGUACCAUGAGGAAUCCAUCCACAAUGCCUAUGUGCAUGCCAUUUCCAACAGCAAGCACUACAUUUACAUCGAGAACCAGUUCUUCAUCAGCUGUGCUGACAGCAGACAUGUUUUCAACAAGAUCGGAGACACCAUUGCGCAGAGAAUCAUCAGAGCCUAUCGGGAGGGUAAGAAGUACCGUGUCUAUGUGGUGACCCCUCUGCUGCCCGGGUUCGAGGGCAACAUCAACACUGGAGGGGGCAAUGCCAUCCAGGCUGUCAUGCACUUCAACUACAGAACAAUGAUCAGAGGCGAUUGUUCGAUCAUUUCUCAGCUCAAGAGAGAAAUGGCUGACCAGUGGAUGAACUACAUCACGUUCGGGGGCCUGCGGACCCACGCAGAGCUGGAGGGCAAGCUGAUGACUGAGCUCAUCUACGUCCACAGCAAGAUGCUGAUCGCUGACGACAACACUGUCAUCAUCGGCUCAGCCAACAUCAAUGACAGAAGCAUGCUGGGAAAGCGGGACAGUGAGGUGGCGGUCAUUGUGGAGGACACAGAGACAGUGACAUCGGUGAUGGACGGUGAGGAGUACCAGGCAGGGAAGUUUGGACUACAGCUACGGCUGGAGUGCUUCAGAAUGAUCCUUGGUGCCUUCACCGACCCCACCAUCGAUGUGACAGACCCCAUCAGCGACCAAUUCUACAAAGAGGUGUGGAUGGCCACUGCUGCCCGCAACGCGACCAUCUACCAGAAGGUGUUUCGGUGCUUGCCGUCCAGCGAUGUGCGUAAUAUGCUGGAGCUGGAGACCUUCAGGAGCAAACCGGGCCUGGAGAAGGAGGACCCGGUUCGAGCCGCGGAGGAGCUGAAGAAGAUCCGGGGGUUCCUGGUCCAGUUCCCCCUAUACUUCCUGAGCGAGCAGAACCUCCUGCCGCCUGUAGGAAGCAAGGAAGCCAUGGUUCCCACUGAUGUCUGGACCUGAGACCAGAGGAGCAGGGAGGGGGAAGUAACGGGAGCCGGAACCAGAACCAUCUACCCCCAGCAGCUCAGCAUCUAGAACCCAGCCUUGAACAGCAAGAUGGACAUCUAUCAGUAGACCGGUAAAAGGCCUCUGGGAGUUGUACUUCUGUGUGCCAGCUGAGAGAGACUGUAUCUUUUUAUACAGUGGGAGGGGAGACUGUUUUUAAAAAAUCUUCUUGUAUAAUUAACAAUCUUUUGUUCUUUUUCUUUUUUUUUUUACUAAUAUCGGGGAAACUAACACUAUGCAAGUAUAAAAAAGACGUAUAGCAGAUACUACUGCAUGUGUAUAUUGUUAUGUGUCCAUAUGUGUUGUAAAGAGCCUUUUUUUUAAAGACAAAGGAUUGUUUCCAGUUUAAAAGAGAGAAUGAAAUCAAUGGGAUCAUGGGAGCUAAGCUAGGACUUCCAUGUCCUUUGUUUGCCUUUAAUACCUGUGUGUUAUAUGCAACUCCACUCUGUGGAACAAUAUUGCCUGAAAGGAAAAUGUAAAUUCAAUGGUUUCUCGUAAAAAGCUUAGUGUUGCUACAGCAGUGGAUCCCAGCCUUGGUCCUAGGUGCACACCACAUGAGUUACAGCAGUUCUCACUCCAGCGAAGCUCCCAUUUAGUUAUGUUGCACAAAAUUAUUAAUUCAAUAUGGUUCUGGAUUUGACAUCACUUGAGUAUUUUUUCUAAACUGUUAUAAAAAUUUUAAGGGUUAUGUUCUUCAGAAGGGUGAUAUGAAAGAGAUCAAAGACAUCAAGCAUGCUUAACUUGAAUGAAAAUGCAGAAGCAAAACCUGUUUCUGCAAGUUAUUUAGCUUCAUGAAUUGAUAUAUAAUUCAUAAAAAGAUAAAUAUGCUAUGUCACUGGCAAAAUAGGUUGAACAGUGAACUUAACAUCUAGUUCAACUUAAAUGAAUCUGUUGAACCAAAUUAUGGAUGAACAUCUAUAUUUAGCACAAGCACAUUCAUAUACUGUGUCCAGAGUGUAGGGACAAAAAUCGGAAUAUAAUUUUUUGCUUGUUCAUACCCACCCAAAGGAUAACUCAGCUGGGAGAAAAAUGUACCUAAGUUCCAGGGUAAGGAGACAUAGGGCCACGCAACACUAACCACACUACUGGACCUGUCCAUACCCUGGGUGCCUUGUAAAGCUAAUAGACAUGCUCCAUUACACUCAUUCUGCAAACCGCCUAUUCAAGGUUAUUUCUUGGCCAGUUGAGAAGCAGUUGUUCUUUAAGCCAUAAAACAACAUUUGAAGCACUGUGACUUGGUUUCGAAUAGCCAAUCAGGAGUAAGGGCAGACAAUCUGAUCACUCAGUGCUGAGGGCAGCAUCUUCCCAAAAGCCAAUCACCAUCACUGUUGUUGUCACAUAAAACUGUUGUUUGGUAUGGAUUUCACUUCAGCACCAUCACCCACAUCAAUGUCUAUUGUAUGUCUUGUUGUCUAUGCUGCAGGGUGCCCCUGGUUCAAUUCAGGACCAAACCUAAUACCUUGCCGCUGCUGUUAAAUUAACGUCACUGGUUUCCAGCAAUGAACUGCAUUUUUUUGCACAUUAUAUGAACUUCACAUGGAAGCGUAAACUUGUUGUUGCUAAUUGUGGACGAUGAGAAAAUGUAAGCAAUUAAACAUACUUGAUUUUCA